AUACAGUGGAGGAUCAGCAAAGAAAGGAAAGAAAAAUCUCUGGUAUUAAUACAAAAUAGUCUACUGAUAUUAAUAUCAAAUAUUCUAACCAUUAUUUAGUUGUAAAUGACCUAUCAAUUAGUCAAGGGAAAAAAGAAAGAAAGAAACCCAAUAAGGAGGAGACCAAAAAAAAUAAGGGGGCUUUUAGAAUCACAUGGCCCAUUCUUUACUAAAUUUUUUUAAGCACUUAUACCUCCAACCCGAGGAAUCAAGAGAUAAACAUUGCAAAUAGUUCCCAUUGCUAUGGCUAGUCUAUGAGAAAUUGGAGACAGGAGGGAGUAGGAAAAUAGAGAAAGUUUACAUGUAAGUAUCUCAUAUUAAUUAGCAAAAAUACAAAUUAGGAGAGGAAACUAGAGAUCCAGUUGUAGGCAUAGAGAUUGUACGAGAAAUUGGUUGUUAAAGUUAUAUAUAUUGCUUAUACAAGGUGAGACAUUCCAUAAGUUGUGAGUGUGGUUUACAUGUAAGUAUCUCAUAUUAAUUAGCAAAAAUACAAAUUAGGAGAGGAAACUAGAGAUCCAGUUGUAGGCAUAGAGAUUGUACGAGAAAUUGGUUGUUAAAGUUAUAUAUAUUGCUUAUACAAGGUGAGACAAUCCAUAAGUUGUGAGUGUGGUAGUCAAUUUAUUCAUAGGCCAAGAGAAGUUCUCCUUCAUACAGUUUACUGGAUACUAUAUUACUUAAGGCCAUUCUUAACAAAACAAUUAUAUUCAAAGGGAAUACUGGAUUAGUAUUGAGGCAUUACACGAAACAAAUUAUGCAGGCUCACCAGUUGAUUAGGUCAAUUUUGUGACCUAAAGGAGUAAAAAACAUAGUAUAGUCAUUACAUCCAGUGUAGUUUCGGAGUUCAAAGCGAUGGCACAAUGACUGAAUUAUUAUAGCUCAAGAUAAUUUUGGAAGAUUUACAAAUCAUCUGGGAAUGCCAAUAAAAUUAUUUUGCCACAAUAAAUCUACUAUUAACAUCAUUAACAAUUCUAUGGUAUAUGACAUAAUGAAACAUAUUGACGUAGAUACACUUUAUAAAAAGAAAAAUGGUUGGAUAGUGGAUCAAUGUAUAUUCCAUUUGUCUCAACUAAAUGACACUUGCAAAUGUGCUAACGAAGGACUCGGCAGUCUAACAUUCUAAAGACUUAUCUCCAAGAUCAUAUUUAACAACUUCAGGAGUGCUGAAAAAUCCCUCAAUCUUCCCUUUGUAAUACUAGGAAAUUAAUCUUCCUAAAAUUAUGGGAUACCGGUUAGUGAAUCUCAUUUUGUGAAAAAUUUGUUUUGAUUUACUGUAAUUGGUUUCCUAUUUUUUUCUUUUUGUAACAACUAUAUAUCCCUGUAUAUGCUCAUUCUGAAUAUACUAAAAAUUCAGUUCCUCUUCAUGAUUUAUUAUUAUUGUUCUGCACUACAGGUGUAUGCUGCACAACUUUGCAGGAAACAUUGAGAUGUAUGGAAUUUUAGAUGCAAUAGCUUCUGGUCCAGUUGAAGCACUUUCAAGUGAAAACUCAACAAUGGUUGGUGUUGGAAUGUCAAUGGAAGGAAUAGAACAGAAUCCAAUUGUUUAUGAUCUAAUGUCUGAAAUGGCAUUUCGACAUAAAAACAUUGAUGUCAAGGCAUGGGUAGGUCUUUACUCAAUGAGACGAUAUGGAAAAUCGAUUCCUUUGAUACAAGAUGCUUGGAAUAUAUUAUAUCACACUGUUUAUAAUUGCACUGACGGGUCUUAUGACAAAAACAGGGAUGUAAUAGUUGCAUUUCCUGAUGUUGAUCCAUUUUUUAUUUCAAGUCCACACAAAAUGCAUUACUGUUUUGGCAAGCCAAUAUCAAGAGGAGCAUCACUAAGGGAGCAAAAAGAUUCACAUGAUCAGCCUCAUUUAUGCUUCCAUCUAAUCUUAUGUACAUUUUGUGGCACUUUCUGCACAAUACUCAGGUAUGACCUAGUUGACCUAACAAGACAAGCUUUAGCAAAAUAUGCUAACCAGCUGUUCUUAGAUGUAAUUGAAGCCUAUCAGCUAAAUGAUGUUCAAGAAGUUGCCCUUCUCAGUGAAAGGUUUUUAGAGCUUGUGGAUGAUUUAGAUCUGCUUCUAGCAUGCCAUGAUGGAUUUCUUCUAGGACCUUGGUUGGAAAGUGCCAAGCAGCUUGCUCAGGAUGAAGAACAAGAGAAACAGUUUGAAUGGAAUGCAAGAACUCAAGUAACUAUGUGGUUUGACAACACAGAGGAAGAAGCCAGUCUGCUUCGGGACUAUGGGAACAAAUAUUGGAGUGGACUUCUACAAGAUUACUAUGGUCCCCGAGCUGGUCUGUACUUCAAGUAUUUGAUAGAGAGUUUGGAGAAUGGACAUGUUUUUCCUUUGAAGGAUUGGAGGAGGGAAUGGAUAAAGCUUACAAAUGAUUGGCAGAAGAGGAGGAACACAUUUCCUGUGGAAAGCGUUGGAGAUGCUUUGAGCUUAGCUUGUUUGCUCUAUGAGAAGUACUUGCGAAGUCCUGGCAUAAACUAUUUGGAUCACUGAUUGGAGCUGUGGCCAUGCUGAAUCACGACCUAAAUCAACUUCUUGGAAUGCAUAUCAUAGCACUGGUAAUCAGCAAAAUAUUUAUACUUGUAUGAAUCAGUUUUAAGGUAACUGUAACUACAAUUCCUAUAAAAUUUUAGUAGAUCGUCCGGUAAGAAAAAUUAUUACAAACUAUUUGCCCGAAGUGAUCUUUUUUGGAGGUAUAACAGAAAUUUGGAGCUCACAGGCUUAUGAAAACAUAAUCAUGUCAUAUCUUAACAUUACUUUCAAUUCCAA
Messenger RNA from Carica papaya (papaya), 2801 nucleotides. NCBI's taxonomy places the organism in Eukaryota, Viridiplantae, Streptophyta, Magnoliopsida, Brassicales, Caricaceae. The record is from RefSeq and is a predicted model, not a curated record.